ACAGUAUAGUGUGAUGAGGUAUUGACCUAAGGCGUCAAAAUCGAAAAGUCCGGGCCUUGAGGUGGGAUGGGUGUUCCGAAGUUCUUUAGAUGGAUUAGUGCUCGAUACCCUUGCAUCAACCAGAUUUUGCGGCCAGGAGAGAUCCCUGUUAUCGAUCACUUUUACUUGGACAUGAACGGUAUACUUCACACUUGUUCACACCCAGAAGGUGGUAAAAUAAUCUUUUCGGAAGAGAUUAUAUUUCGAAAUAUUUGUCUAUAUAUUCAAUUCUUGUUCAACCUCAUUAAGCCACGUAAGACUUUCUUUUUGGCCGUGGAUGGUGUUGCACCUAGAGCUAAAAUGACGCAGCAACGUGCUCGCCGUUUCCAAUCUGCUUUAGAGGCUCGUAUUGCCAAAGAGAAUUUAAAAGAUAGUUCACCUGAGACCCACUCAUUCGACCCGUGUGUGAUUUCUCCAGGUACUGAAUUCAUGGAGCGGUUACAUCGUCAUAUCGUUACAUUUGUAGAAAAUCAUGUAAAUCAUGAUGCUGACUGGCAAUGUAUUGAUGUCAUUUUAUCUGGACAUGAUUGUCCUGGAGAAGGCGAACACAAAAUUCGGGAGUAUAUGGCAUAUCGUCGUGGUCUACCAAAUUACCGUCCUAAUGAGCGUCACUGUAUAUACGGAAUGGACGCUGACUUGAUAUUUUUGGGUUUAACAACUCAUGAAAUCAACAUUUGUAUCUUGCGUGAGAACGUUGUUAAAGCCCAAAAUUGUUCGGCUGAUAAUAAACCUUUCUGUAUUACUUAUUUGUCAGUUCUUCGGGAGUAUAUUGAUUUGGAAUUUACGGAAUUAAAGAAGAUAUUGCCGUUUCCUUAUGAUUUGGAACGCCUGAUUGAUGAUUGGGUUUUUAUGGCUUUUCUAUUGGGAAAUGAUUUCAUACCUCACAUACCUAAUUUGCAUAUACAUGCAGAGUCUUUGUUAACUGUCUGGGAUACAUAUCAAGUUGUAUUACCGAAAUUGGACGGUUACCUUGUGGAGUUUGGAUAUUUAAAUCUUCCACGAUUUCAUAAAUAUCUGGAAGAACUUUCUCAGUUUGAGCGUGAUUGGUUCGAGGAACGUGAAGCAGCUUUCCAUUGGAUGCGAGGAAAACAAGGUGCUCGUAUGGCAAGUGAACUAGAAAAACUCGGUUUAUCAUCUGAGGAUAAUCAGAUGCCAUCUCAUAAACCCCUCAGUUCAACAGGAAAGCGUUUCCCCGAAAUGACUAAAAGUAGUUUAUUAGAUAAGAAAGAUGAUUUCGAUCAACUGACUGAUUUGAUAGAUUUAUUCGCACCUCAAUCUGAUUGUCAUUAUGAUAAUGUUAUGUUAGAUGAAGCCGCUGAAUUAAUGGAAGAAGGUGUUGUUAUUUCAUUAAGGACACAUGAUGAUAAAGUCAAGCAGUUAUAUAAUAAAAGUGAUCCGUCCAAUAGAACUUCCCAUAAUAAUACACAUAACACAAUAGGCGAUAAUCAUGAUCAUGAGGAUAAUAUAGAUGAUGAAACAGAAGAGGAAAUAGAAGAAGACGAGAAUGUCACCUAUGUUGAAAGUGAUACAGAUCUAGAUGAAGAUUUAUUAGUUUAUAAAAUGCAUCGACGUGAUUAUUAUUCCUCGAAACUUGGUAUACAACUCGAUGAGAUGUCAGGUGAUCUUGGUGAAAAUUCCACAUUAAUGUCUUUAAUUCAAGAUUAUAUCCGAAUGUUACAAUGGAUAUUGAAUUAUUACUUUCUAAAUGUGGCUGAUUGGGAUUUUUUCUAUGCUUAUCACUAUGCACCAUUUGUGCAUGAUCUUAUUUUAUAUACAAAAAAGUUUGAGAAUUAUCAAAAUUUCAAUGAUAUUAAAUUGUCUUGGACAAACUUUCAAACAAAUUCACAACCAGUUUUACCGUUUGUUCAACAAUUAAUGAUAUUACCAUCGGAUUCAGCUUAUAUAGUUCCAGCACCUUAUUGGGAAUUAAUGAUUUCCCCAUCUUCCCCAUUAGCUGAAUUCUUUCCUAGAGAAUUCGAAACUGAUAUAAAUGGGAAAAUAGCAUCAUGGGAGGCUGUAGUGUUAAUUCCGUUUUUGGAUCAGCAACUUCUCAUAGAUGCAAUGAAGGAUGGAAACACUAAACUAACUGAACAAGAAAAACAACGCAACCAACAUAAAUCUCAUUUGUUUUAUCGUGCUUGUCCAAUUGGACGUGUAAAAUCUCCUGUAGAAUUAAUCAAUUAUGAUUUUUAUCGUAAAUCUGUCAAUUGUGGUGAAUCAGAAUUAAGUCAGUUUUAUGCUUCAAUCACUAGAUCUGUUGCUGAUGAUUUUCCAAGUUUAUCAAGACUACCGUUUACCCACAAAAUUCAAAGAAUACCAGUUUAUGUUUUUGAACGCCCUAGUAAAUUAGAUAGUAUGGCGUUAACAAUGAAACCUCAUCCAGAAUUUUCAAAAUAUGAUAGCCUUGGUCAGUUAGCUGAAAGUAUUCUUGGGCGUCCUAUUCGUGUUCGUUGGCCAUUCUGUGCUACAGUGAUGCCUGUUCGAUUGAUGAGCACUAGCGAAAUCUGGGAACUAGUGGAUUUUAAUGUAGAACCAAUAAUUGAGUCUUCAAGCGGUUUGUCCUCUGAAUCCCUGCACUUUCGUCCACUUUUAUCGUCUGAAGACAAUAAUCAUGAAUUGGAUUGGAUAAAUAGCCAACUGUCAAGUUUAAAACACCAUUUUGAGAAACGUCGAGCAAUUUUAUUUGAUGACAAAAGUGAUAAUAAUGACUGUGAUGAGCUAGAUGCUCAUGUGAAUUUGAUACCAUCGUCAGUUCUAGUUUUUUCUCGUCCAUUAGACGGUUGGUCUGUAGUACCUGUACGAGCAAAUGAUUCGGAUGGUUUUACUCUUAUACCGAAUUUUGUUCGCUCGCGUGCUCAAAAUGGUGAUGAUUUAGAAUUGUCUAAUACACCAUUUGCAUCUUCAUUUAUUCAAUCAGAAAAUAUGAUUGACUUAUCCGGGAAACGAGAUAAAAAACGAAAAACACUUGUCGAAAAACCUUCAUUGAAUAUAGAACCUGCUUAUGGUCUAUCGGAUGGUUUGAAUCUAGACUUAUUAGACGUCCUAUUACCUGGUAUACCUCCACCACCAUCAAUCGGAUGUGUUGAAGUUGACUGGGGUUAUAAUAAAACAAUUUCACUCCAUACAAUAUUUCAUCCUGGUAAAAUAGUGUUUAGUUUAGCCAAAGAAAGUUAUGGAUCAGUGGGUGAAAUUAUUGGAGUUGAUCAGAAGAAAGGUAAAGUUAUGGUACGCUUCUAUCCUGAUGUCUCAUCAUCAACUGACUUAACGGAAUUUUGUAGUCAGGUCGAAGAAUGGGAACAUGAUAAUUUUUAUACAAAUAUCAUGGUUGCAGAUCAAUUAAGUGUCCCAGUAUUUGUAGUGAAUCGAUUUACCGGCAGUUUGAUGGUUCAAAUUACUUCUGAAUCUUGUUCAUCAUUUGGAGAUAAUGAUGGCAUUAUUAGUAAACAUAAUCAAUACGCUGAAACAUCAACUGAUAACAAUGCAGAAAAUAAUAUGGGAAAGAAAAAAUGUGGGCAGAAAUCAUUUGCUAAUAUUGGUUUAAACCUGAAACGGAAUCGUUCUGGUGCUCAGGUUUUAGGUUGGUCACGUUUUUGUACUGUUCGUCAUACAUGGUUAUUUUCUAAUAGAACUGUUGAUUUACUCAAGAAAUUCAGUGAAAAAUUUCCAGGUGUUUGGGAAAAAGUUUUGAAGUCAUCAGAUUCAUCUACAAAAAAUAAUGCAUGUAUACAACUUGAUUCGAAAGAAGUUGACGAGAUUAUGGAAUUUAUUGCUAAUUCUGAAUGUAGAAGUGCUCCAGUUUUACCACAGAAAGGUAUCUACUUGGAUAAGGAAUGGUUACAAAAAUUAAAAUCAUUAUAUCUUAAAGACAUGAAUGAAACUGUAUAUGAACCGUUUGAUCGUCAGAUUUGGAAUAAAAAAUCUCCAGUAAAUUGUUCACCGACAACUUUGUUUGUUUCAGUGAAUUCAGAUACAAGAAUAUAUCCAUCCUCUUAUAAUUUAUCACCAUUCGAUCGUUGUUAUUAUUCAUCAAACUACUCGUCAGUGUUUAGUUCAUUCACAUUAUUGGAUAAAGUUGUUUAUAUUGGGAUAGGACAAAAUAUUCCAUUGGGAUUACAUGGGAUUGUUAUUGGUGUACCAUCUGGUGUAAGCUCUCAAAAGAGUGAACAAUUGGUAGAGAUCAUGUUUUGCCGAACAUUCACUGAUGCCAUAGAUAUUAGAGGAUCAGGUCCUGUAUGUGCACUGGUACAUCCAUCAAUGUUACUCAGACUACCAGAAAAAUGUGAUGAUAAACAUCAGUCAAUCUGUCAGCCGAAAUUACCUAGACCAGUUUCGAAACCUGUUCAAGUUUCAUGGAUUACUAAAGGACCUCCACGUAAUUACCGUCCAUGGCCAACUAAUAAUAAAUUUGAUCAAAAUACCUCUCAUAAAAAUAAAAUGGAUGAUGCAAACCAUAGUAAUAUAUCAAAGGCUAGUCCCGUUCAUUCAUGGAAUUCAUCUAAAUUGAAAACUAAACAAAAACAACCACCACAACAACAAUUGCAACAACAAAAUAUUAAGCCUGCUAAAAACCUAUCCUCAACGGGAAAAGAUACGAUAAACAAGAAAACGCAAGAACUGGAUUGUCGACCACACUGUGGUGAUACAUAUACCACUUUUCCUACUCUACAGAAUAAAUUUAACCGUUCGCGAAGCAUAAGUGAACAUAAUACAAGUCUAGAUCAUAACUACGAUAAUGUAAGUCUAUCUAAUUUGUCACAUGAUGCAGAACAUAAUUCGCAUUUUUGGACUAUGCCAAGCCCACCGGACGUACCUCUCCCUCCAUCUUAUUGGUCUAAUAUUAACAAGCCUGCACACGACUUGAAAUUAAAUAAUAAGACUAAAGAUGAUAAAGAAAAGAACCAACGGAGUAGGAACGAAAAAAGUACUGGGUCGUCUAAGAUUAAAUCUCGUUCUCAUCAUUCUGCAGAACGUAAUCAAAGAAAUCCUAUUACUCGUUGUGACAAUCGUCCACGGUUAAACCACAAUAGUGAGGUUUGUCAGAAAGCACCAACUCCAGUCAUGCCGAAACAAAUACCAAUGCCCGAUUUCGAAAGACAAAAUGUUAAUAGACCUCCAAACAUGCAUCAGUAUCCUCCUCUUAACCAAAUGCAACCUCAAUUGCAAUCUGCAUAUCAAUCACUGCCAUUUCUGCAGUUUCAACGGGUAAUGCCAUCUACAGUAUACCCGAUUAAUAUGAUGACUCCAUAUCUGUAUGGUCAAAGAAUGCCUGAUUCUUCCUAUAUUUCAUAUCCUUCGUAUUCCCCUUCGCCUAUUUAUCCACCUAACUUUGUAAAUCGUGCACCUAUUCCUCAGUUUCCAUUGAUGUCGAAUCCUAAUGCUCAGGUUUUUAACUCUACGAUAAACUACGAGAAUACUCACCGGUAUGUUAAUUCAUUAUUUUUACUACACUGUUAUUUGCAUGUUUUUGUUAUUCGUUCAUUCAUUAAAUCACAGAAUAGCAGGUAAAUUAAUAUCUGCUCUGGGAAAAAUUUAUUCGACUUUACAUUAGAAAAAUCAUUUGCUGCAACUACUGAGUUUAUUUUUACAUGCAUCUAAACGCUUCAUUUUUUUUGUUAAUUAAUGAACAAAGAUAAUCUGUGUUUAGGUUAUGAGUAUUCUAUUUCUAGUGUCUGUUGAAAAGAUCAGUGAACAUAUUCAUAAAUAUGUUUUAAUUAAAUUUUUAUCUGAAAAUAACUCUGAAAUUUUUUUAACAAAAAGAAAUGAGUUGUUGCAUAGUUAACCUUAAAAGAAUAGACUAUUGUUUAUUGAUUCUCUCAUGAACAAAGUGUUUCUGUCGAAAAAACUAUGAUUCAUUAUACUAUGUAUCAAAAUGGUAAAGGUAAUAUUUGUUCAAUCCAAAGCAUAAAUAUGGAACGAAUCAUAUUUGGACAUUUCAAUGAAUAUAACAGAUAAUUAGAUGUGUUGGUGAUAUAGUUAGAAAAUAAAUCUAAAUGAAGUCAACCGGUAAAUUUUCAGUUGAUUGCUUUUGUACUUUUGAAAAGUGUGUUUCCUUUUUUUUCAUGGAAUCUGUACAUCUGGGUGCUGUGCAAAAUAAACUAUAUUAGAUGGUGGUUGGAGGUAGUCGACAGGAAACCCUGGACCCGGGUUUCGUGCUACGUGGCACUCGUCAGCAAGGUGUACCUUUAAUCCUGAGGGAACUGGUGCUCCCUGACGGACUCGAUCCCGUGUUACCCAGCUUCAUAGUCAGAGACAUCACCACUGAGCUAUCUGAGCUGCGACCGACCUCCUUUAGGACUGAGAUGUAAUCACAAUUGAUUGAUCACCACCCAGGAAUUUUAAUUAAGUCACCAUAUAAAAAAACACUAGAUUGUCAACGACAAUUUGGAAAAUGUGAAAUUCUCAUUGGAAUUUCCGGACUCGUUAAUUUUCCACUUUUUUCGAUAGGUUUAACAACCCGCCGAUGCUAUCAUAUGGGGAAAGAAACAGUCGGGAUUCCUUCCGUCCUCCUGUUAAACAGGAUCUACCAUCUAACCGACCAACUACACAUCAUCAUAAUGCUAAUCAGUCAAGACGUUUUAUUCCUCCUCAGGUUUCACGAACGCGUCGACCUUGAAUUGGGAAAACAUUGCUUUUCCUAAAGACAAUCACUUUUAAUUGCUCGUUCUUCUUUAAGGGAAAGUCAUUUGUUUCUUUUCCAAACUUCUUCCAGAACAUUUUUUUUGUUUAGAUUCCCUUGAAAUGUAUUAAAAUGUUUAUCGAAUUGGGACUGAUAUAAUGUAUUUGAUAAUGACUGCUUUUUUACGGUUUGGUUUUCAUCCUUUCAAAAUUCUUUGAUUGUUUGUUUAUUAAUUAUAUUUGUAUAACAUCCUUUUCUAACAACUAAUUUAAAAGACUUAAUUAAAAUACAUGUUCAAUUCCAU
Schistosoma intercalatum is the source of this 6959-nucleotide messenger RNA. The record is from the annotation of a GenBank genome assembly. NCBI's taxonomy places the organism in Eukaryota, Metazoa, Platyhelminthes, Trematoda, Strigeidida, Schistosomatidae.